AAUUUUUUAAAUAAGGUUCUGAAUUUAAAUGCCUCCACUCAUGAUUUUGUGGAUAAUUGUGACAAUUGUGAUAAUCUUUAUAAUAUUCAUCUUUCUCUUAGUAAUUCCCCUUUAAUAAAUCUAUGAAAAAUAAUCAAAAUGUGAACAAAGAUGUAUACAGUAAGAUAUUUAUUACAUUAUAAAGAAAUAUAUGAUAAUCCCAUGGCACACAUACAUACAUACACACAUUUUUUGCCUUUCCCCUCUGAUACAUGAAAAGGGAAAUUAUGUGCAGCCAAUGUUCAUAACCAAUGAAUUCUCUCACCCUCCCACCACAGGAAGACUCUUCUAAGGCACCUUUAACCUCUGGUUGUGCACAACUCCCCAAGGUAGCUGGUUCCAAAGCUGUAUAUUGUCCACUUUGAGAACUUUAUUUCUUCACGCCAAAAAUCCUCAUUGUAUUUUGUUCCAUCCAAAAUGAGACUGCAUACAUACUUACCAUGUGAUGUGUUUAGAAAGCUUUACCACACUUUUUCAUUCCUCAUGACAACCUGAGAAGCUUAUAAGCCCAUAGUCCCUUAUCUAUAAUUCCAAAAUAGAAACUCUGACAAAACAAACCUUUGGCCCAAAACCUAACCUUAACCACCAUAAUCCUAUUUAUAGUAUUUACCUCACUUAGUAUGAACAUACAUAUAUUUAAUGGCAGAAAUGUUGGUGCACUUAACUAUAGGGAAAUGUUUUGAACCCCAUUGGGUUAUUCCUUGUUAUAUAUGUACUUAUAUUUCUUUCUAUAAUCUGAAAUAUUUUGAAUUCUAAAACAUAUGUCCCCAAAAGUUUUGAAUAAGGUAUUGGAGACUUGUAUGAUUAUCCCCAUAGCCUAACAAAAGUGAAAAGACUUCUUGUUACAGCUGGUUAUCAAGUCUUUGAUAUCAACACUAUUCUGUGCUCCCCUAGAAGUUUCCACAGAGAACCUCAUGUUCACUAAAUAAACAGCCCCAUCUGUUUGUUCCUCUUAUGCUCUCCACUUAGGUUACUCUCGGAUAUCCUGCUAAUGAUCUGUACCUCUUUCCCAGGGAAAACCCAGAACAUACCACACCAAAGGGAAACCCUAUGAGCAGGAUAUGGCCCAGACAGCCCAGCCCUUGGGCUUACCAAUUUAACCCAAGACUCAGUUUUUAUCUGUUUUCCUUCAGUACCUUUCAGUCUCAGACUCUCUGAGUCAAAAAAAAAAUACUCAAUUAAUGUCAGGGUACAGCUACAUGAAAUUUAGGGAGCCUAAAGAAGCAUGGUUAUCAGACAGCAAGAGAAAGAAAACAGAAGGUAAGGGCUUCUUCUGAGGAGUUCAUCACUAUAGUUUCUUCUCUUAUGCCCUAUUCAUGAAGAAAAACCCUAAUGAGAUCCUCCUCUUCCUACUGAGGAUAUAAAAACACUCUCCUCAUGUUUCUCACCAACAGCCCAACACCCUGUACCUCCCUCAUUCACCUCAAGCUGGAGUCCCCUCAAGAUCUGGAUAUGCACCAUUCUGUUUCUGCUUAUCAAUCUCUUCCACUGUCCCUGUACCACUGCCCCUCUGUCUCCUUGCACCAUCCACCAGUGUACCCCAUGUAAAACUCUUGUCCUUGUGUAUGUCUCUCUUGCUGUACCUUGUCUGUCUCAUUCAGGGUUCCUACCUGGAGAGCACAGAGGUGCCAAUUAUACUAUAACCGGUGACCUCUUCUUGUCAACCAUAAUAAAAAAUGUGCUAAUGGAGCAUUAGGAGGAAAGAACUUGAUUUCACUUAUCUUAACAAGAAUCUUGGAGUUUCUGACUUAGUCCAUUGUGAGUUCUCUUUCAUUGUGCCCAUUUAUCUCACUAAACUUUAUGCUUUCCACUUAGCAUGCACUAACUGAACAGAAGGCAUGGUGGCCUUACCUUUCAAAAGAGGAAUACUGUUUAAUGGUUAGAACUAGAGUUAAGGAGACUUUUCCUGAAUCCCAGAUCCUCUAUAAAUACACUAUAUGCCUUGGGCUAAUUAUUUAACAUCUCUGAGCCUGUUUCUUCACUUGUAAAACGGGAAAAUAGCACCUAUUUCAAGAUAUUACUAAAAGGAUUAACUAAGAUAAUGAUUUCAAAGUAUUUGGCACAGCUCCUAGCACAGAAGAUUUCAUCUUAAUUCUUCUCUUGGAAAAUAGGAAGACAUCCACUGUCAAACUUUUGCUCAAAGACCUAGUACCCAUGCCCAUAGCUCUGUCUCAGAAGACGUGCAUACCCCUAAGUCCAGUUACUUCUCCUUUAGGAAAAUUUUCUUGAUAACCUUCUUUCCCACCCUUCCCCAUCCCCUAAUCAUACCAUCUUAGCCAGCUCAGAAGACAGCCAACUUUGUGGGAUAGAUCUACACAUUGGGCUGGGCUUGGGGGGAGGUACUCCGUACACAUAAGAAAUCUUUCAGGACAUAAAGGAGACUGCAGAGGAACUCAAAGAGAGGACUCCUUAAGACAGAAUGGGAAAGUAAGUACUGGAAAAACCUCUUUACAGUAGUUCUUCAAAGAACUAGUCUUCCAUAGCAAAACACUAGGUGAGAUCUCUGUAGACAUGAGGAUAAGAGCUGGAGUGGGAGAGUAGCUAAUACACAUAAACCAGAUAGAACAGGGAAUGAAGCAUGAAAAAAAAUGUCUUCAAAUUUAUCAGGUUAAUUCUGGCUUCCUGAAAAUUCUCUCCAGUUACUAAGGCAACGUUAUCCCAAUUAGAUUCUUACUCUCUGCAUUGUCACUGUUUAACAUAACACCCUCCUACGCACACACCUACUUUUCAUUACAAUUAAUUCAUUAAUUAAUAAUGGGAAUCAGCCUUUGCUACAUAUUAAAAUUGGCUGAGGAGCUUUUAGAAAUCAUGAUGCCCAGGCAUACCGCAGACCAAUUAUAUCAGAAUCUCUAGAAGAAGGAUCCAGUCAUUUUUAAAGCUCCCAGUUAAUCCCAAAGUGAAGCCAAAGUUGAGAACCACUUCUUGGUUUUCAGUAUAAGUCCUGAACUACAACAUCAUAGGUUGCUUAACAACAGGGGAAAUUCUCUGAGAAAUGCAUUAUUAGGCAACAUCAUUCUUGUGCAAACAUCAGAGUAUACUUACACAAACCUAGAUGAUAACAACAUAUGACACAACUAAGCCAUAUGGUAUAGCCUAUUGCUCCUAGGCUACAACUCUGUAGAGCAUGUUACUGUACUGAAUACCGCAGGCAACUAUGACAAUGGCAAAUAUUCAUGUAUCUAAACAUAGAAAAGAUUAUAUAAACAUACAGUACAAUAUGACAGUAUGGGACCACUGUCAUAUAUGAUUCAUUGUUUACCAAAACAUCAUAGUGUGGCACAUGACUGUACUUUCUCUCACAUCCUUCAGGACCUCCAUCCAACCUCACAAAGAAGUCAAUCUGCAGCUAACAAGAUAGCAAAUGACUUCUGGGAGGCUACUGAAGGGAGGAGAAACCUGAUUCUGUCUCCUUAAAGAACUCAGACCAAGAACCACACACAAACGCACUCAAAGACAUAAAAAUGCUCCCUACAUUUUCCACCUUUAAAGCAGAAGGAAGGAUAGGUGACUCAGAAUAUGAAUUACAAGCUGUAGUAAGGAUAGAAAAGGUACUGUCCUUUCUCUACCAGGCACCAUUACCUAGCAGGACCUCUAUGACCUCAUGCUGCAGUAGCUCAGAGCCCAAGGCCUGGGGCCUCACCUCCCUGGGCAGCUUGGGGUUCCUGCAGCAGCCACUGCCCUGCCCCAUCCCUCCCACACCACACCAUGUUGGUUGGUACCCCCCACCUGUUAACACUGGAUGAAGCCGAUGCCACUUGGACCCUCAUCAAGGAUAAGGUUAUCGAGGAGCGCUUUGGGUCCAAUGUAGUGGCAGUACCUUUCCUGUCGGAUGCAGCCUGCUAUGACCUACUAGGUGUGCUAGUGAAACAGUCCCGCCCUGCCCACACCCGCCUGGCUUUACCAGGUCGGCAGGGCCGGAGGGCACUGAAACCAGUGGGGCCGCUACCAAACCUCCUGGAGCAGACAGGGUCCGAGGGUAACUUUGCCCACUGCACUCAGGAAUACUCACCAAAUGGCCGAGCAGAGAUAGCCUAUGAAGAGAUGCGCCUGUUGGAUGGGCAGCCCUGCCGGAUCCGCCUACAUAUGGGUGGCCUGCGCAAGAAGGUAGCUUUCCUGCUUCUGCCACCAGGGCAGGUGAGCCUACAGCAGACUCUUCCCUGGCUCAGAAGCACCCACAGCAUCUAUGUCAUCUACCAGGUCUUCUCCUGCUCCUGGCUGCAGCUGGGUCUAAUGCCGACAGCCCAUGAGCCCCAGCUGCUCCGGUUACAGCGGUCACUGCCUAUUGCCUUCUCCUGCCUCAAGUUUUCACUGCAGCCCAAGGGUAUGCUGGGACCACAGAAGCCUCUGACCAAAGACCCGUUACUCCAUGGAGCCAGCUGGGUCAGACCCAACCUCAGCAUUACACCACCUCUGGCCCCUACAUCAGCACCUGCUGAUAUCCCUGAAGCUGCUGAUGUGCCCCAACCUGUCCCUCCCCCACCUACACCACCUCCCCAGGAAGGGCCAGAGGGAAGACCUACCAGAUUCUCCUACAAGGGCCGAAAUCCCUUCCGGAGGGGACCCCAGAUGCUGUCAGAGAACUGGCUCUUCAGCCCCCGCAGCCCCCCACCAGGAGCCCAGGGUGGGGGCCCCGGGGACCCCGACCGGCACUCCAUGUCCCUGCCCCUGCUGCAGGGUCUGUCCUCAGAGUUCGACAGCGACGAGUGAAGCCGAAGCAAGAGAUGCAGGGGGCAAGGCCCCCAACAUCUGGCAUAGGGAUACUGGUCCCCAAUAAACAUCAGCUGCUGCUCCCCCAAACCAUCCUGAGCCCAUGCUGCUUAUUCCUUCUGGAGUCUAAGAAGGAAGAGAAUCCCCACUAUCUUCUCUAGGCUUCAAGUCCCUUCACCCUCUGGAGCAAUAAAGGGUACUUUGAAACCCUGACAUUAACAUCCUCACAAAAGAGAAAAUACCCCUGACCA
Messenger RNA from Nycticebus coucang (slow loris), 4997 nucleotides. It is a transcript of the gene C14H11orf42, whose product is annotated as chromosome 14 C11orf42 homolog. The coding region runs from base 3745 to 4746 and encodes 333 amino acids. The transcript is spliced from 3 exons. Lineage: Eukaryota; Metazoa; Chordata; Mammalia; Primates; Lorisidae. The record is from RefSeq and is a predicted model, not a curated record.